UUUGAUGGACAUAGGAUGCAACACCAAUGGUAAAUCACGUCAAAAUUCUUCAUAUCAAUCGAACGGUGGAAAUCUAGGUUGCAAAAUGACGCAAACCUACAAAGAAAACCAGAGAAUAAAAGCUCUAUAUGUGGAGGCCCUAACCUCAUCCUUCACCUGCGUUGUGUUCCUGUUUUUUCUUCUGCGCACCACUUCACCAAAUCCUCUGUCUCUUCCUACUCAGAGAGAGAGCAAGCCACUUUGUAGCCAAACAAGGGUACAUUAAAUUUUAAGUUUUUAUCUAUUUCAGCCUGCCAAAGGCCCUUCAGCAUAAACUUAAAACCAGGUCCUCUAUCCUCAUAUUGGAUGGCUAUUAUACCUUGUGGAAUUACAUGUGUUGCCCAGUGGGGUAUUCGUCCUCAGUUUACCAUACGGUCUUAUGUUCCAAACCGAAUAAUGACAGUGCAAUCCAGGGUAACAAGUACAACGAGUUAUUUGGGAGCACCAAGUUCAAGUUUAUUUUCACGUGAUUCCUUACCAUUUUUAUCCUUUGUGGGGUCGUCUCGAGCAUCACAUCGUCAUAGGGGGGCACGGUUCAUCGUUAGAGCUGAAACUGAUUAUUAUUCUGUCCUUGGGGUGUCAAGAAACGCAAGUAAAUCUGAAAUUAAAAGUGCUUAUCGGAAGCUUGCUCGGAGUCAUCAUCCAGAUGUGAACAAAGAUCCGGGGGCAGAGCAGAAGUUCAAGGAAAUUAGCAAUGCAUAUGAGGUCUUGUCAGAUGAUGAGAAACGAUCUCUAUAUGACAAAUAUGGGGAGGCUGGACUUAAAGGUGCUGGUAUGGGAAUGGGGGAUUUUAGCAAUCCUUUUGAUCUGUUUGAGUCACUGUUUGAGGGCAUGGGUGGUAUGGGUGGCAUGGGCAUGGGUGGCCGAAGUUCCAGGAAUAGAGCAGUUGAUGGGGAGGAUGAAAUUCACUAUCUCGUAUUGAAUUUUAAGGAAGCAGUUUUUGGAGUUGAGAAGGAGAUUGAAAUAAAAAGACUAGAAAGCUGUGGAACUUGUAAUGGGUCAGGUGCAAAACCUGGCACAACACCCUCGAAAUGCACCACAUGUGGUGGGCAAGGCCAGGUGGUCUCAUCUACAAGGACUCCAUUGGGUGUCUUCCAGCAGGUAAUGACAUGCUCUUCUUGUGGUGGGACAGGGGAAAUCUCUAACCCAUGCAAUACGUGUUCUGGUGAUGGGCGGGUAAGGAGAACGAAGAGGAUCAGUUUGAAAGUGCCAGCUGGUGUGGAUUCUGGUAGCCGUUUAAGGGUCCGGUCCGAAGGCAAUGCUGGAAGGAGAGGUGGGUCACCUGGUGAUCUCUUUGUUCGUAUUGAAGUUAUCCCAGAUCCCGUCCUAAAACGUGAUGAUACCAACAUAUUGUAUACCUGCAAAGUGUCAUAUAUAGACGCUAUACUGGGAACAACAAUCAAGGUUCCGACAGUGGAUGGUAUUGUCGAUUUGAAGAUACCAGCUGGGACCCAGCCAAACACCACCCUUGUAAUGGCAAAGAAAGGUGUCCCCGUUCUAAAUAAGAGCAACAUGAGGGGUGAUCAGUUGGUCCGCGUGCAGGUUGAAAUUCCAAAAAGAUUGAGCAGUGAAGAGAGGAAGCUUAUUGAGGAGCUUGCUGACUUAAGCAAGGGCAAGACAGCAAGCAGUAGGAGAUAGUAUACACCGAUUAUGUUCAUUUCCCCCGGAAGAUGUAUUCACUGUCUGGUGUGUGCAGCUUCCAAAGUUAGAACUUCAGUACUUGCAAAAAAUAUUUUUCAGUUCUCAAAUGCUUGAAUUGCCAAAGGGGAAAGCGGCUGAAAUUUGUAGUCUUAUAUUGUGAUAGGUUUGUUCCAUAUAAAGAAAUCUUUACGGAAACAUUGGAGGUGAAACAGGAGACGAAGAUUAGAGAUAACCCCUUCUUUGAUUUUGUUUUAUGUUUGACUGCAGUCUUUUAUUAGCUAUUCUUUGAGAUUGAACUAAAAUUUGGGGAA
Durio zibethinus is the source of this 1991-nucleotide messenger RNA. RefSeq names its product chaperone protein dnaJ A6, chloroplastic-like. Gene Ontology annotation, molecular function: heat shock protein binding; ATP binding. Lineage: Eukaryota; Viridiplantae; Streptophyta; Magnoliopsida; Malvales; Malvaceae. Gene Ontology annotation, cellular component: cytoplasm; chloroplast thylakoid membrane. Gene Ontology annotation, biological process: response to heat; protein refolding. The record is from RefSeq and is a predicted model, not a curated record.